GUCUCCCGCUAACCACUCCGACUACAGGCCUGGGUGACAUGGCCAAAUAAACCUCCGCAGAAACAAGUUUCGGUGUGAGGGGUCAGAUUUAAAAAAAAAAAAUGUUUUCAAGUUUCGCACUGCACGGACACGCGUCCAAACUGCACUUUGUUGAGAAUAAUUAUACCUUCUGCUGCGUCUGUCCAUUGUUCUUUCUGAUCGAAUGAUUGAAGCGCCGCGGUUAAAGCCACACGACGCUCAUCAACAUUUUCAGCCAAGUGCCUGCCAGCACUCAGUUCAGUUCCGGAGCCGUCUUACACACCAAUUCUUCCGCCGGAGCAGCUUGUUGCAUUGAACAGAGUGAGUCAUCAUGUUAGACAGUCUGACAAAGGUUGGCAAGGUGGGCCUGGGCAUCUUCGUGGUGGGUGUGGUGGUGUUCGUGGUGGGCUUCUCUGUACCCUACUGGGUGGCUUUCGAGACCAGCAAAUGGCGGUUCGGACUAUGGGAAGCUUGUGUCUCAGGCUGGCAAAGCAACACCUACUGUGUCAGCACUCUCAGCGAGGACUUCCGUGCAUUCCCAGACCUGCCGGGCUGGUUUAAAGGAACUCAAGCAUGCGCUUGCUUCGCCCUCCUCAGCAUCAUCGCCGACAUCGUUUUACGGGGGCUGUUCAUCGCCAGGAAACUGAAGCACUUUCUUCUUAUUUCCGUCGUGCUCGAUAUAGCGGCAGGUGCCCUCGCCUUACUCGGGGCCGUGAUAUUCGGCAGUGAGAUCAACAAGUACGACCAUAUCUCCCUGAGCUGGGGCUUCGCCUUCGACAUCAUCGGCGGCAUCCUCCUCGGUGGCUCCGCCGUCUGCUUCUUCAUCGAGUACUGUCGUCGGCGCUAGUCACGUGGUGCUGUGCCAGGGGCACUGGCUGCCUGUUGCUCCUGGAGAAGAAAGACUUGUGUGCUUAUUAUUCUUCCAAUGGUAUUUUCAGCCUGCUUUUACUCAGUUUAUUCCAAAGGAUGCUUUAACUCAGCCUGCUCCACAGACUGGCUUGUUCUACACACUACAGUCGCUGUAUGGCUGGUGGUGGUGGAAACCAUAUCAGCCUCAGUACCCCGGCAUUUGUAGAACAGUGCUAACUCUAGAACUACACCCCAAGAACAUAUUUCAUGAAGGUUUACUGUUGUAAGAGAGAUGUGCUCCAGGUUAUAACUGUGGUUGGGGUCUGAUUGUUCUUUAAAAUUUCAAGCUGCUUAUAAUUUCUUGUUGCCAACAUGCCCAUAGGAUUAUAUUUUAUCUUAGAGUUUAGAAUAGUCAGUUUAAAAUAAUUGAAUGUCAAACAAGAUUAAUGGCACUUGAUCAUUCAUUAUGAUUGCGAGUCAAACAAGGUUAAUGACACUUAAUCACUCAUUUUGAUUGCUAGUCCAAAAUGUAAUCGACAUUUACAUCUGUGGUCUUAGUUAAGUGUAAGAAAAUAGAAUCAAGUGUACUGCUGUCUCAUGAUGGCUAAAGUGUUCUAUGCCAUAUUUUGCUGCUAUCAUUACAUUAUUUAUUAUUAUUAUUCAUUUUAGUUUCUCAAGUAUAUGUCAUUUCAGUUGAAACAUCAAACUUGCUGUGUAAAAGCCAGGUUAGAAUAAGGUGUUCAUACAAAGAUUGGGCAAAUGCUGUGUAAUGUAAGCUGUACCUGGGUUCCAUUGUGUUUACUCAUGUUUCCCAGCUACACAUGACAAAAGCAGUUUUUUUCCAGUGUUCAGGAUCUGACACUUAUCUCUUUUGUUCAGGUAACAGAUAAAUAAUUACAACAAGAUUUACAGCAGGGCUUUUUAGCUUAGAAUGUUUUUAAAGAGUGGAAUUGCUGAUCAUUCAUGUUACACAUUUUUAACUUACAAAUUCUCACCUGACAAAUAAUAAAUAGUAAUAACUAUGUUCUACACCACUCUAAGUGUAUGGAGCAUCAUCUCUGUCUCAAACCCAUUUCUGGCUGUAUGUUUUGAGACCCACUGUAUAUGUCAGGUCUACUGCAUAUUGUACGAGCAUCAACCAUGCUAAGGACUAUUGUGUGUAUGUGCGUUCGCGCGCGUGUUCUUUGACAUUCACCAGUAUGAGAAGCAAGCAGGCCUCUUUUGUAUUUUUUUUACCUGAUAUUAUCUUUCCUCUUAGUGACCUGUUUAUACUUUUUUUUUCGAAUAAAGUGAAAAUAUUAGGGAUAAACAAAUUAAUCUCGUGGUAUUUUAUGUACUCUACUCACCUUCGUCAAUGGCGGAAACAGUCUGUUUACUCAAGUGCAGUCAGCGCUAUGACCAGUUUGUGUUCGGAAUGUUCCAAAAAUUACACUUUUUAUCUCUAUUCUCGUAAAAUGGAUUAACGAGUUUCUUACCGUUUGAAAAUGAUUUAUUACAUGUUCAUGAUUAAACAUAAGUGGCUUUCAUAUAUUUUUGAUUUUUUAAAAAUUAUAUUUCACCAUAAAUUUCAACAAUUUCACGUUGCCUUCAAGAGCUUUUACCUAUUUAGAACCCCAUGUUGACAUUAUUACGAACACAAUGCUAGCUUUGUUGUUGUUAUUGUUUAUAACUGAUGUUUACUAUAAAGAUUGAAGACAAUCAUGCCCGAGUGCAAUGCAUUUUUAUAUUGUUUACCAUAUAUUUUAAAGCCUAUCGCAUUUAACUUGAUACCAGCUUCCGUGUUUUAAUCGAAAAAAUAUUCUCUAUUUCUAUGACACUUUAUGAACUGGAGUUUUGUUGAAAAUAUUUUUUGUCUGUCUGUCUGUCUGUCUGUCUGUCUGUCUGUCUGUCUGUCUGUCUGUCUGUCUGUCUGUCUGUCUGUCUGUCUGUCUGUCUGUCUGUCUGUCUGUCUGUCUGUCUGUCUGUCUGUCUGUCUGUCUGUCUGUCUGUCUGUCUGUUAUGGCGUUUGUGGUAGACAGUACACUUAACGCUUGUUGCAAUAUUUGUGUCGGUAAGCCCAGACACCCUGCACGAUUGUAAAUUCAUUGCACGCUUGCUGUAAACACACACACACACAUAUAUAUAAAGAAAAGAGAAGGAUGAGAGAGAACACAUCGCUGCACACCUGAAGACAACCUUCCAGCAGUCCUUCUGGCUGGGCGAGAUCCUCUUCUUUACAGAACUAUGAUUUCUACACUGUUUAGUUUCCUGAUAAAUUGUAAAGUGUACAAUGAAAUUGCUUCUCAUACAUGGCUCCUUUUAUAUAAUACUAGAAUAAAAUUGCAAAUCCUUAAAAAGUUUAAUUAACUGGAACUUCUGCCCCCCCCCCCCACUACCACAUGCACGGUGCUGUUGGGAAUGGAUCAGAAGGACGGCAAGAGAAGAGCAUGGACCAAUCUUUCUUAUAUUUUGUGUGUGUGUGUGUGAAUCCUGUUUUGAUGAAACUACAAUCGUUGUUCCACUUUUAGAGCGAUGUGAAGAAAGUAGUAUUUGUGCAGUAUUUAGUUGUUUUCUGUAGCUUGCCAUAAGACCAGAAACGAUGGAGCUGACUUCCAUGAGGUUCUGGGUUUUAUUGCUGCAAUAAACUACAUGUCAAUUCCA
Messenger RNA from Pomacea canaliculata, 3507 nucleotides. RefSeq lists its product as uncharacterized. Lineage: Eukaryota; Metazoa; Mollusca; Gastropoda; Architaenioglossa; Ampullariidae. The transcript is spliced from 4 exons. The record is from RefSeq and is a predicted model, not a curated record. Bases 350 to 865 code for a protein of 171 amino acids.